Molecule: messenger RNA, 829 nt
Organism: Vanessa tameamea
Lineage: Eukaryota; Metazoa; Arthropoda; Insecta; Lepidoptera; Nymphalidae
Exons: 4
Coding region: 80-829 (249 amino acids)
Source: RefSeq, a predicted model, not a curated record
AUUCGUGUGACGUUACGCUCCUAAAAUUACAAAAUUAUUCGAGUUUACCAAAAUUUCUUGAUAAUAAGUAUUGGAUCAAAUGGAUUUGCUGUGGUCAAAAGAAAGGUUGCAAAAGAUUUUUAGUAAAGAUUCUAUUCAACUAACCACAGCGCAUGCGUCAGGCGAUGCCCGCAUUCCAAUACGUUGCUGUCAUCUAUGUGGAGGAGAUGUUAAUUUACACUGCUUUUGUGACACUUACGUGUGGGAAGGGGUGGAAGGGCGUUAUGAUCAACUAUUGUAUGACUGCUUUGGAGUUCGGGUUCUUCAAACAGAUGACAUGAUAUGCGAGCGCUGUAUACGUCAACUUCGUAAUACUCAGCGUUUUCGAGCCCUCGUGCAAGCCGCCUUUGCAAAACCGCCCAGUGAAUUUUCAACGAAUCAAUCACACCUGGGCAUCGGCGAAGGCUUUGCGCGUCCAAAAAAUAGGAACGUACCGAAAUCUCCAAUCGUGGAAUUGUACAAAAAGUUGACUAAGAGUACCAUGGUAAAUCCGCCGAAGAAGCGAAAGUUAAUUGAACGUAAAUCGAUUAUGAACUCUAAUGUUCAAGUCAAAAGGAUGAAUAUCGCAUGUACUGUGUGUAAACAGAGGUACCCAAUGUUGGUACCAUUUGAAGGGUGGAAAAAGUUCAUAUGCUCACGAUGUAAGAAGAAUUGCGAGCCGCGUAGAAUAUUUUGUAGGAAGUGUAAUACGAUGGUUCCUACGAAUACGAUGCGAGAACAUCUUGAACUGCACGUGAAAUCUGACUUAAAAUCGAAGAACAGGCAAGAAUUUCCUAGAUCACUUAAGUAG